GGGAAGAUGCAUGUGGGCGAUGACGAGGGCUGACCCCUUCCCCUUCGCACCCUGCAGGUAUGACUCAGGACGGGAUGGGUACAUCGACCUGAUGGAGCUGAAGCUGAUGAUGGAAAAGCUGGGAGCUCCACAGACCCACCUGGGACUGAAGAACAUGAUCAAGGAGGUGGAUGAAGACUUUGAUGGGAAGCUCAGCUUCCGUGAGUUCCUUCUGAUUUUCCAUAAAGCUGCGGCUGGGGAACUCGAGGAGGACAGCGGCCUGUUGACUCUUGCGAAGCUCUCGGAGAUAGAUGUCUCCAUUGAGGGGGUCAAAGGAGCCAAGAACUUCUUUGAAGCUAAGGUUCAAGCCCUCUCUUCAGCAAGUAAGUUUGAAGCAGAGAUAAAAGCUGAGCAGGAUGAGCGAAAGCGGGAAGAGGAGGAAAGGAAACACCGCCGAGCAGCUUUCAGGGAGCUAAAAUCUGCAUUUACCCAGUAACUAACCAGCCAACAUGCACUCCGAGAUUGAACGUGACUUGGUACGUUUCCCAGAUCAGGGCUCUACCUGGAGAGAACUGCCUGGAUCCUGCCUAAAACUCAUUACAGCUUCGCUAGCCUUCCUCUCCUGAAGAUCCUCCUGAGUUUCUAAGGGCACAACUCUUGCGGUUGCCAUGAGUUCAUAACAGUGUGAAUCGUAAGAGCUGUGUAUGUGCUGUUCGCUCUUAACUGUCGGGAGCACGUCAUCCUGAAGCAGAAAGAGCAGGUAGCAAAUCACGGUGAGCACUGACAGGUGUCGUGUUUGCCGACUUCAUUCUUUCCUUUUUUUCCUAGACACCCUUUUAACUCCUUAUUAAUUCAUUCCUUGCUUACAGGCAAGUAGUGGGGUCUUGUGU
Opisthocomus hoazin is the source of this 869-nucleotide messenger RNA. Lineage: Eukaryota; Metazoa; Chordata; Aves; Opisthocomiformes; Opisthocomidae. The record is from RefSeq and is a predicted model, not a curated record.